Priapulus caudatus is the source of this 1452-nucleotide messenger RNA. RefSeq lists its product as uncharacterized. Lineage: Eukaryota; Metazoa; Priapulida; Priapulimorpha; Priapulimorphida; Priapulidae. The transcript has 3 exons. The record is from RefSeq and is a predicted model, not a curated record. Gene Ontology annotation, molecular function: oxidoreductase activity. Bases 122 to 442 code for a protein of 106 amino acids.
GAGGCAGGAGUAGUGUGGCAUUGUCUUCACUGGCAAGUGUGACGCAUAUCCGAAUACUCUACAGGCACACGCACUGGUAGAGUAUACACUUAAAUGGCAUGGAUGGCAGAAGCAGAAUGAGAUGCAAGAGCUGAUAUUUAAGGGCUACUUCACCGACGGUAUCUACCCAGGCACGGUAAACCUGGUGAAGCUGGCCGGCAGCUGCGGCCUCGACAAGUCCGCCGUGAAGAAGUACAUCACCGACGCGCCGACACUGGAAGCUGUGCGCGAGAAGGCGCGUGACGCAUCGCGGAAAGGCGUGUCAGGUGUGCCAAUGUUCUACAUGAACGGACAGCCGUUGUUCUCUGGUGCUCAGGAUAAGUCUUGUUUUGUCAACAUGUUUCAAGUCAUUGCCGAGAAAUACCCUUAUGCUGGUAGGACUUCCCAGGAAAAAUCCACAUGAGUUGGUGUAUCUGCGGCAAAUCCUGUUAAUAUACUCUGAGGAUAAUCAUCAAUGGUAGCAAGUCUUUAGACAUUACUGCAACACUGAUCUGUAAUCAACACGUCUGUUAGAUGUAUAAUUUAUUUGCCUUGCGACUUAAAUGUAGUACAGUGUAUUUCCGUACAAAAUCAACGGGUACUAUAAACAUUAUAAACUUACAUGCUGCUGCAUGGCAUUAUAUAUUGCACUACCUGUAAAUGAAUCUGUGUUGUUAUUGAAAAUCUCGUCGUCGGUCAGUCAUCAUGGUAGUAAGUUACAGCAACAGUGAUCCAGUGACCUACACGUCUUAGGUUUAGAAAUUUGUUGUGCUGUACGUAGUUCAAAUGUUGUAUUUCCAACAAACUUUAAGGCUACUAUAAACUUACAUGCUGUCACAUGGCAUUAUAUGGUACAACCCUAAAAUGAAUCCGUGUUAUGAUUGAAAAUCUCUAUUAGGUGUGUUCAAUCACGUAAUGUUAAGAUAUUGUUACCAGAUUCUUUGUAAUAUGGCUGUAAAGUGUGCUAAAACGUAGAAUUACAAUAGUUUUUAUCAACUAGUAAGGGUAAAUUGCUGUUCGUGAUUAAUAUAUGGUAUCAGCACAAUACAUAAUCAACUUUGCUUUAUAUAAAUUGUCACGAGUGAAUACAUAUUUUGUUUGUUUGUUUUGUCAAAGACUUGUUAUUAAGAAUGUGCAGUAUUCCUGUCGCUAUUGCGGUACUUGUCAAUUUGCGGUACUUUUGUUAGACUGGUACCCGGUCCCACCGAUCGGCUUAUACCCAUCGAGUAAUCGAGGUGGGAGCGAGUACCAGUCUAUACCUUUGUCAAAGACUUGUUAUUAAGAAUGUGCAGCAUUCCUGUCGCUAUUGCGGUACUUAUAGAAUACUGGAUUUCAUUUUAAUGACGGGACUUCGGGAAAUGCAGAAUGCACAGCAAGUUCUUGAUAGUAAUAUGAAUUAAAUCCACUACUCUAAUAAAGCACCCAUGCUAUUUA